This is a messenger RNA of Papaver somniferum (opium poppy), 498 nucleotides long. Its product is annotated as F-box/LRR-repeat protein 12-like. Gene Ontology annotation, biological process: SCF-dependent proteasomal ubiquitin-dependent protein catabolic process. The transcript is spliced from 2 exons. Gene Ontology annotation, cellular component: SCF ubiquitin ligase complex. Gene Ontology annotation, molecular function: protein binding. The record is from RefSeq and is a predicted model, not a curated record. Lineage: Eukaryota; Viridiplantae; Streptophyta; Magnoliopsida; Ranunculales; Papaveraceae. Bases 1 to 498 code for a protein of 165 amino acids.
AUGAGUUUAUCAUCCAGCAACACCGACAAAAAAGGGAUGGAUAAGUUCCAGCUAAUUUCAAAAACAGUACAAGAACAAAGAUCGACGGCUGAUGCGUAUCCUUGCAGUAAAACCUUAACAAUUACAGAUCUCCCAGAUGACUGUCUACGCCAUGUACAUAAGAGACUAGAAGCCCGUACUGUCUAUAGUUCCUUUGGUUUGCACCUUAAAAGUUUGUGUCUAGGCGGUCUCCCUGAGGUAACAGAUUAUGCUAUAUCACAGAUACAAUUGUUUGGGUCAGAAGUUCGGUUUCUAUGGUUGAAGGAUCUUAUUAAAUAUCCAGAUAAGAAGUUGUGUUUGAUAUUUUCUUCGUUGCCUCAUUUGGAAGUUGUAUGUUUGAGCGGUACUCGUAUUACUGAUAAAGGUUUAGAAGUUCUGGCAAAAUGUUGUGCAUCCUUAGAGAGAGUCGACCUCGGAAAUUGUCAACAGAUUACUGAUGAGGGUUUAAAAGUCCUGUGA